ACUGUCGUUGUAGUGACUGAUUAUAUAUGUUCAGAUAAAUAAAUGAUGAAUGAAGAUAUUGAUUAAGACGUGUCGUAAACCACGAUGAAGCGGAGGAAACCAUGCCAUUUCACAUACACAUGGAUAUUAAUUUUUAUUUGUUUAUUAAUAUGUGGGGUGAAAUGUGAAUAUAAAGACAUUGUAUUCCUUCUCGAUUCAUCAGGAAGCAUCAGUCCAGGAAACUUUGAAGAAGUUGUUGAUUUUGUUUCGAACGUGACGUCAUGGCUCACAAUUGGACCAAACGAAACCCUCGUAUCUGUAGUUACAUAUGCCUCAAAUGUGACAGAACAUUUUUCAUUGGCCACUUAUACGUCCUCCUCUGACGCAAUAUCCGCCAUCCAAUCACUGAAGUCCAUCACACCAGAAGGCGGGACGUAUACUCAUUUGGCGCUAAACUACAGUUACGAACAUUCUUUUGGGGUUAGAAAUGGGUCUUCAAAGGCGGUGGUGGUCCUAACAGACGGACGGUCCGUUAGCCGAACAGAAACAGAGAAGGCAGCAGAUGACCUCAGGUCAAUGGAAGUGGAGGUUUAUGCGGUGGGAGUGAGGAGCGAUUUGUCGCUUACGGAUUUGGACCUACAGGUCAUAGCUAACGACCCAGACAGCUACUAUAUCACUUACGUGGAUGAUUUUGUGUACCUCUGUAACGUUGUUCCAGGAAUUGUAUCAAAACUAGACGCCUCAGCUGUGGCUAACUCGGUCCAAGGUUGUCCCGAAAUGCCAACAACGACAUCUUCAUCGAAAGUGACUGAAGAAGCAACAACAACGACAGAUUCGACGACAACAACAACCAUUGAUGCAAGUACAACAGGUAUGGCGAUUCUAUCGUCUAAUCGACGUAUCAGUCAUCGUGUUCAAUGA
Ostrea edulis (European flat oyster) is the source of this 900-nucleotide messenger RNA. Its product is annotated as cartilage matrix protein-like. Lineage: Eukaryota; Metazoa; Mollusca; Bivalvia; Ostreida; Ostreidae. The coding region runs from base 85 to 900 and encodes 271 amino acids. The transcript has 3 exons. The record is from RefSeq and is a predicted model, not a curated record.